This is a messenger RNA of Caenorhabditis elegans, 1356 nucleotides long. RefSeq names its product Innexin-8 (gene inx-8). The record is from RefSeq and is marked reviewed. Lineage: Eukaryota; Metazoa; Nematoda; Chromadorea; Rhabditida; Rhabditidae. Gene Ontology annotation, biological process: transmembrane transport. Gene Ontology annotation, cellular component: plasma membrane; gap junction.
GAGCAUCUUCACUCGGGUUCGAAGGGCAGAAUGUUUUCUGUUCCAUUUCUUACCUCAUUGACAAGUCAUCUUGGGAUCACAGCAAUUGAUGAUGCAAGUGAUACCCUUUCAUGUCUCAUCACUGCCUUCCUCUUCAUUACUGCAGCCAUCCUCACAUCAGCCAAGACGUAUGUCGGCUCUGCAAUGGAGUGCUGGCUCCCGCAAACGUAUUCUGGAGACUGGGGAGAAUUUGCUGAAAACUACUGCUUCUUGAAGGACACCUACUUCUAUCCAAGACAACAAUCCAUGACAGAUAUUCCAAUGUAUCACAAAGAACGUCAUCGUCUUACCUACUAUCAAUGGUCCAGUAUGUACUUGGCAGUUGCUGGAAUUGCUUUCAUGAUUCCGAAGUUUCUUUGGAGACUUUCUCAAUCUACAACUGACAUGCCUGUUGUCUACUUCUGUGAUACUGCAAAUGAAAUCAAGAAUGAAACUGAGGAUAAGAGAAGUGCGAAGAUCAAGGAAAUGGCAAGAUUCAUGCGUACAAAGAUCACUUCCGUUCAUACUCCGUCGUUGUUUUCAUUCAUUCGAAUGUACAUGGUCUAUUCAGUUAUCAAGAUUCUCUACCUCGUCAAUGCAAUUGCUCAAUUUGUAAUUAUUGCAAUCUUUCUUGGACAGAAACGGAAUUUGUUCUGGGGAUGGACUCUCUUUAUGAAUCUUCUCAAUGGAAUCACUUGGGAAACUACUGGAUUAUUCCCUCGCGUUACCUUCUGUGACUUCCAAGUUCGUGAGAUGGCCGGAAAUAAUCGAGAUGAAACUGUCGAGUGUGUCAUUGGAAUCAAUGAAUUCAAUGAGAAAAUCUUCUUGUUCUUCUGGUUCUGGCUUGUGUUUCUCGUCUUCUCCACUCUCAUCGCUCAUUUCUACAACGCUGCUCAAAUUGUGAAGCCAUACUUCAUCCACAGUCUUCUUUUUGCUAUCCGGGAUCAUGAUAUUGUCGAUCAGAAGGAAUUGUUCAGAGAGUUUGGAGAGAAGUAUCUCACAAUGGACGGAAAACUUAUACUGAGUUUUGUCAAAUCUCAGAGUGACUUGGUAGCAUCGGAGGUUGCCGUGGAGAUGUACAGCGACUUUUUAGAAGCAAGAGACCGUGCCAACAUCGCUGAGGACAAAUACAACAACAUCUUGAAGAACGGAAAGCAAUAGUUUUUCCAUGUUUUCCCAUCCGCCAUUCUUGUCAUAAUUAUCUUUCUUAUUUCACAUUGCUUUAACUCUUUAAUUUUGUAACGUUCGACCCGUGAAUAAUACUACCAUCGAGUAGUAGAAUUACCCGGUGAUUUUUGAUUUUGUACGGCUUCCUUUGGAAAUAAACUGAAAUGCUAG